Molecule: messenger RNA, 1410 nt
Organism: Beauveria bassiana ARSEF 2860
Lineage: Eukaryota; Fungi; Ascomycota; Sordariomycetes; Hypocreales; Cordycipitaceae
Product: MFS hexose transporter, putative
Exons: 1
Coding region: 1-1410 (469 amino acids)
Biological process (GO): transmembrane transport; carbohydrate transport
Cellular component (GO): membrane
Molecular function (GO): carbohydrate:proton symporter activity
Source: RefSeq, a predicted model, not a curated record
AUGCUGACCCGCCGCUUCCAGUCAAUGACCAACGGCAUGCAAGUUCUGCCUACCUGGCAGGAGCAAUUCGGCCACCCUACAGGAUCCAAACUAGGAUUCUUUGGCGCUGCCAAUGCGAUAGGUGGCGUCAUUCCAUUUUUGUUCCUCAACUGGAUCGGAGAUAAACUGGGCCGUCGGUUGCCCACAGCACUGGGGUCCGUCGUUAUCAUUACUGGUGUUUUGGUAGAGUUCUUUGCCACUUCGCUAAACAUGUACAUUGGCGGCAAGAUUGUGCUCGGGAUUGGAUCAUCACUGAUUCAAAUGGGAGCUCCAGUUCUCGUGACCGAGCUGAGCCACCCGAAAGAAAGAGUUUCCGUCACGACGUUUUACAAUACGUCCAUUGUUCUGGGAUACGUCAUUGGGGCGUGGGCCACGUACGGCUGCUUUCGCAUUCCGGGAUCCUGGUCAUGGAGGCUCCCGACUUUGAUCCAGAUUGUGCCUUCUGCGUACCAGCUGCUUCUCAUCUUUUUCUGCCCGGAAUCACCGCGAUGGCUCAUUGCAAAGGGACACCCGGACAAGGCACGCGCGAUCCUUGUCAAGUAUCACGGCGAAUGUGAUGGUGGCUCGCAGCUGGUGGACUUUGAGUUUCGGGAGAUGCAGCAAGCUCUGGCAAUGGAAAGCGAGCAAAACAUGACUUGGAGAGACUUUUUCUCGUCGACGGCGAAUCUAAAGCGAAUUGCCCUCUGCUUCGCCACUGCCGUGUUUAGCCAGAGCUCUGGCAACUUGCUCGUCUCCAACUAUCUCACGCAGAUUCUCAAGGAGACUGGGCUCAAGUCCGACAAGGACAUUACCUUGGUCAACGGCAUGGUCACCUUGUGGCAAUACAUUGUCUCUCUCAGUGUUACAGCUUUGGUCGACAAGUUUAAGCGACGAACCUUUUUCCUGGUGGGCUCUGGCGGCGUCGUCGUGACGUUUGUCAUCUGGACAGUGGCCGCACAGCAGUACCUCGAGCACAACUCGCUCGCAGCAGGCCGCCUCGUGCUCGCCUGCAUCUUCUUCUUCCAGGCCUUUUACACCUUUGCCUGGACCAAUCUGGUGGUGACGUAUCCGCUCGAGGUGGUCACGUAUCGCAUGCGCGCCAAGACGUGGGCUUUUGUUCUGUUGACUAUACAGGUUGCUUCCAUCUUUGGCGGCUACGUGAACCCCAUUGCUCUGGAAAACAUUGGCUGGAAGUUUUACAUUUACUACUGCGUCUGGGUUGCGGUUAUAUUCCUGACCGUCUACUUGUUCUUCGUGGAGACGGCGGGCCCGACUUUGGAGGAACUGGCCAAUCUCUUUGAAGGCGACGGCGCUCGCAGAGAAUUCGCCGAGAAAGCUACGAAAGUAGCGCGAGUGGAGAGAGACGAUGCAGUGGAAAAAUCGACAGUUUAA